Spirodela intermedia is the source of this 5841-nucleotide messenger RNA. The record is from the annotation of a GenBank genome assembly. NCBI's taxonomy places the organism in Eukaryota, Viridiplantae, Streptophyta, Magnoliopsida, Alismatales, Araceae.
AUGAGAACCCCCAGGUCUGGAGGAAACAAGAAAACUCCUCCAGCCAAGAAGGCCACUUCCAACGCCGCAGCAUCUUCGGGAAGCACUCCGGAGAUGGUGCCAGGACCGGAAACGAAAACCACGCCGCCCAAGCCUGGUUCCGGAACUAGAGGAGCGAGAAACACGGGGAAAAGGUCCAACCGUAAAGCAGCCACGGUCUACUCUGGCGCUUCUUCCGCGACAAGUGAUCCGCCUCUUCCUGCGGCUGCACCAGAAGUAGUGCUUGUCUCGGACAUGAAGCCCGAGCAGAAAGGUAGUCCUACGAUCGCUGAGAAGGGGUAAGAGUCACCGUUCUAAUCGCUGGUUCGGUCUUUGUAUUGAUUAAACCCCUUUUUGGUGUCAUAUUUUUUCAUAGAAGAAGAAGCAGCUGUGUUGGGGGAUUUGAAUACGGCGCCCACUUCCACAUCUCCGGAGAAGAAGCCGGCAGCAGCAAAGAAGUCGUCCCCGUCUUUAGUUAAGGCAAAGACAUCCACGAUGGAACUGCAGGGUGUCAAGAAUGAAUCAGUGCCAAAGACUGGCGAAACGGAAACACCUGUUCGAACGGAAGUCGAUGAACAGGGGAGACCCCUUGUUGGGAAGAAACCUGAGAUGGAACAAAAAACUGUUAUCCCUGAUGAAGAACCAGAGAAACCUUCUGUUGAGGAGAAAGGAGAGGAACCAGUGGAUGAAAUGAAGAGAGAGGAAGGCGACAGCAUAGCAGAUUCUUAUGAGUCAAAGAGUGGGCUCAUCGUAAAUCUCAAGAAGGAAGAAGAAUCCAGUAUGAAGGCUGUGGUAACUGAAGAUGAAGACCGCACUAUGGAAGAAUACGUGGGCCAAGAGGGAGUUGACGUACCUGGGGACGAGGAAACAACAGCUGAGGAGAAGGAAAACGAAAUUGUGGGGGAAGCAGAGCAAGCAGGUAGAUUGGGUGAGGAUGAGCAGGUUGAGAUGUUGGAUAUAAUCAAGGAGAGGAAAAAGAAAAAGGAGCAAGAGAUAUUUGUCGGUGGUUUGGAUCGUGAUGCUACAGAAGAGGAUGUGAGGAAGGUAUUUGAGAAGAUUGGGGUUGUGGAGGAUAUUCGGCUUCACAAGGACUUCACGACCAACAAGAACAAGGGUUUCGCCUUUGUGAAGUUUGCAGAUAAAGAGCAGGCCAACAGGGCUAUACUAGAGUUGAAAAACCCCAUUGUAAGUUGGUCAGUUUUUCAGCGUGCAUUCCCCAAGCCAUCCCUAAAACAAAGAAAGAAGAAAAGAAAAGUUGGAACUAUAUAAAAAACUCCUUUUUUCCCGUUUGUGAUGUCUGUGGUCUCUCUUUUCCCACAACCUGGUUUAAUGGUUUAUUGAACCAUUUGAUUUGAGAAAGACACAUUGCUUUAGAUUUAUCUUCUGUUUACUUUUCCUAAACAUUCUGCAUUCUGCAGUAAAAUAAUUCGGUAAUCUCCUGAUUAUCUACUCAUGAUCGGCGAUUUUUUUUUACUUACCAUUUGAUAUUUUUCAAAAAAAAUUAUUUUCAAUAUCGUGAAUGUGGUGUACCAUGAACAUCUGGUGAUUUUCUUGCCAAUUAUGUUACUUUACACAGAUUCAUGUUCUUUAUUUUUCCCUGUGCCAUUCCUGAUUCAGCCAUAUAUUGUACUCGCUGCUUCUAUAUUAUCUACUGCCAGGUUUGAUAAAAAGCUAAUAUUUUUGUUGAAUAUUGGUGUAAUAUUCCCAAAUUCUUCUUUUUGUUUCCAGAUUAAUGGAAAGAGGUGUGGUAUUGCGCGUAGCGAGGAUAACGACACAUUGUUUUUGGGUAACAUAUGCAAUACAUGGACAAAGGAGGCUGUAUGGUUUUAUCUUUCGUAUCCCACACUCCCAAAGAAAAAUCGAUUUUAUGUGACUUAUCUAUGAAUUUCGAUUUAUUUUGAUUUCAGAUCAAGCAGAGGCUAAAGGAUUAUGGUGUUGAAGGAGUUGAGAACAUUACUCUUGUUGGUGAUACCCAAAAUGAGGGGUUGAGUCGGGGUUUUGCUUUUGUGGAAUUUUCAUGCCAUGAAUAUGCAAUGAAUGCCUACAAACGUCUCCAAAAGCCGGAUGUUGUUUUUGGCCAUGCUGAAUGGACUGCAAAGGUGGCUUUUGCCGAACCAUUACGUGAGCCAGAUCCAGAAGUAAUGGCCCAGGUCUGUAGAGAUUUUGUUAUUGUUUUCUUUUCUUCUGGAAUUACAUAUUUUGCCCAGAGGGAUCAUGUUCUCUAUGCUUAAUGUAGGUUAAAUCUGUUUUCGUGGAUGGGAUGCCUCCAUUUUGGGACGAGGAUCGUGUAAAAGAGCACUUUAAAGACUACGGGGAGAUUGAGGGUAUUGUGCUGGCCCGUAAUAUGCCAACUGCCAAGAGGAUGGAUUUUGGUUUCGUGAACUAUACAACUCAUGAAGCUGCUGUUGCUUGUGCUGAAGCUGUAAAUAAUACAGAACUAGGUGAUGGCAAAUCAAAGGUAACACAUCAUUUUGAUCAGUUGAAUUGUUGCGAGUUCCUACUUGUAGGUAAACUUGUUGUAGCCGUUCCUGUUUCUCUACCACAAUGAAUGUCUCGAUGAAGGUGAAAUGGUGAUGUAAUCUUAUUUUGCAAAGAACUACUUGUUAGUAUGAGGAGAAGAACUUGAUGUGUUUAUUCAAAGCACCCACCAAACUGAGAUUCACCACUUCUAUGCUUGCAAACUAGUUGGAUAGAAAAUCAACUGAUACCAAUUACAAAAUUGGUCCACUCCCAUCAGUUAAAACUCAUAAUUGUCCUUGCUCGUCAAAUAUUUGGCACUUUCUUUUGUAGCAUUGGUGCUUGCAAAUCCCAUCUUCCCACGAGAUAUUACAAAGUCAUAGCUGACAACAGUGCAUUGGUUCUGGGCUCAGCCUUUGGUGGUUGGGACAAACCUCCAUUGAAAAAAGCGUCCCAUAGUCGUAUCAUUGGUGGUUCUGGAGGCGUCGUAAUGAUGACUUUCUCUGCAUGCCUAUCUUAUAUGAUUACUGUUGAAGAAUUUAUAGAUCUUCGUCGAAAAGUGUUGAUAUAUGAUGAUGAGGGUGAUUUUUUUUUUUCUAUUGAUGGUUAUCUAAGGUUAAGUUUAUAUGCAGUCAUUUGUAAAGAUUUACAAUGAACGGGGACCCAAAAUCUGUCAAAAAAUGGAAAAGGAUCUCCCUUACAAAAAGAAAAAUCUUGAUAUGACACGUGAUAGAAUGAACAAGCUUAGAAUGAAUAUCAAUGCCAAGUAUAUACUUUGUAAGAGUAGGAGAGAUACCGUCAUUGUUAUCUUAGUUGUUGAGUAUGGCAUUAUUGAUAUUAUUCUGAAAUUCUGGUCCAGAACCACUGUGGUCAAGUUUUGAAGCAGUCCUUGUUCUAAUGUAAUAAUAGAAGGCAGUUUCCCGUCAUUCUGUCCUUAACUUGGAAGGGAAUGUCGAACGUCAUUCCUCCUGUAUUGCUAUGGGACGUUUGGUGGGAGAGAGAGCUCGAAAAAUUUCAAGGUGUCUUUAAGGAGAUUGAAGAAUCGUCGUCUGAGCUGUUUAAUCGAUCAAAGACUGAUGUGUUGAAAGGAAAUGUUGAACGGUAUUACUUCCUGCGCUACUAUGGGUCAUUUGGCCGUGAGAGAGAGCUCGAAAAUUUUCAAGAUACUUUAAGGGGAUUGAAGAUUGUCGGCUGAGCUGUUGAAGUGUUGUAAACUUCAAGAGGCUCUUCGCAGAAGUCAGUGCUUUCAGAAUCUCUAUUGGGGGAAAGUUUAUUUAAUUUAGUGUUUUCAUUCCUUAAAAUAGCUGUCCUUCAUAAUUGUAAUCUAAGUUACUUGCUAGUUUACCAACCGAGUCCCCUUUCUUAUCAAUGCAUCUGGCCUUUGGGUGGGAAUUUAGAUCAUCUUUUCUUCCUCUCUUUGAUAUUUUGUGGAUGAUCAUUACUCAUUUCAAAGCAAAAACUAUUUUUGUCAUCCUUUUUGAGUAUCCUCAUUUUACAUGAACAAUUGAUGGUGAGCUUCUGGUUUCCUUUCAUUGUCUAAUAUCUUGUGCUUUAAUCAUGGUAUAAUUUUAAAUGCAUAAUCCUUGAAGAAUGGAAAGUACACGAUAUUUUGUUUCUUUUCAAUUACCAUGUAAUUUGUGCUUCAUUUGUUGCAUAAUGGCACCAGAUGAAGGUACGAGCUAGGCUUGCCAAUCCACUGCCUAAAACUCAGGCUGUGAAAGGUGGAAUGCGUGGUGGAUUCCGAAUUGGGCAUGCUGGAAUGGGUGGUUUCUCAAGGUUUGGUAAGUCUAUCCAUCUGAGGUGCUUACAUGUUUCUAUGUGUACCGUACACCUUUACGAUUUUCUCUUCUUUUUUCCCAGCAGGUAGAGGAUAUGGCAGGGGGAGGGUUCCCUUUGCCCGAGGAGGGUUCCAAGGUGGCCGAGGGUUCCACAUUCGUGGACAUGGCCGAGGUGGAAGAUUUCCCUUCUUUGCCGAAGGCAACAUGGACAACUCCCAUUUCAGGUUCCGCGGUCGGCAGCCAUUUGGAGCGCGAGGUCCAACUUUACUUGGACUUAGAAAUCUCAGUUUUAACGAGUGAUCUUUUUUUAGUUCAUGGAAAUUGAAUAAGUGACGAGAUAUUCAUGCAUUCUGAUCAGGUUUUCUUCUUUUCUUCUUCUUCUCACGUUUUUUGUUGGUAAACAGGUGGACGAGGAUCUUUCAGGGGGGACUAUGAAGGAGUAAAUGAAGAAUUUCCUCCAAGGCUCGAUACCAGCAGGUCUAGGCAUGGGGGUUUUGUAAGAGGCCGUGGCAGGCCCCUUCAUCUGAGAGGGGAGCCAUUUUCUUUUGAUGGUGAUUUUGGCGGGCCUUCUGAUGGUGGACACUAUGCUGAAGAUCCGUACUAUUAUGGUGAUGUUGGCCAUGGUGUCAAAAGACCAUUCUCUAUGAUUGUAAGAUUCAUAGACGUGCCACUGAAGUUAUGUCUUUCUCAAUGAUUAUUUUCAUAUUUUUAUCGGUUAAAGAUGUGUGGUACUGGAUCAGGAUGAGUCUAGGUUCUUGGAGCCUGGGAGCAGGGUACGUCCUCGCUACAAUCCUGCUGAUCCGUUGGCUGGUGAAGCUCGUUAUCAAGGUUUGGACCUGGAACUUCUAUAAACAUUGUGCAUAGCUGAAAUGUUCAUUUAAUUACCAUCCCGGAUGUUUAGUGGCCGUCUCUCAGGCACAAUAGAUUCUCAGACGCCUAGAUUAUUGAUGACUUUCCUUAGUUCAAUUUUUUGUUAGCAAUGUUAAUUGAUGAUGCUUUUACAUUGUAACUAUGGUUCAAACUUUUAAUUGUCUAUCAUUUCGUGUUUAGGUCAUAGGAUAUUUUUGCCUUCAUUACUAAUUGGCCUUAAUUUUUUAAUUGAACUUUUUUUCUUUACAAUCCAAACACAGUGAUGCUUAGAAUUUGCAUCAAUGCAUCAGAGCAUUAGUCAGCACGAAACGGAUAUAUCAAGCGUAUAUAUUUAAAUUUAGAGUAUAGGAACGAAAUAGAUAGAGGGAAGAUUGUGAUGUGAGGCAGCUAGCGAUCUGUGUUUUUGGUUUCUAGGCUCUGCUAGUUAAUAAUGCUCACUUUGCUCUGACUGUGUUUUUAUUACUUCCAUUAUUUUCUUCUACUAAGUCCUUCCAUGAACUGUAUUUUCUCUUUUUUUUUGUAGAUCGUAUGCGAGGUUCUGGCAGUAUGUAUUCUCAUGACUACUAUGGUUCAGAUGUAAGUAAAUGAAUUUGAUUAUCUUUGCAUGUUGUCACCUAGGUUCUAAUGUACUUUAUCGCUGUAUCUCUCGCAGUAUGGGGGUUCAGGAUAUUCAUCUCUAUAUGGAGGUGAAGGUUCUGGAAGCAGAUAUUAUUAUUAG